GAUUGUGUGCUCUGCAACACUACAUUCUUUUGAUGUGAAAAAACUAUCUGAAAAGAUCAUGCAUUUUCCCACCUGGGUUGAUUUGAAAGGAGAAGAUUCUGUCCCUGAAACUGUACACCAUGUGGUUGUGCCUGUAAAUCCAAAAGCUGACAAACUCUGGGAAAGGCUCGGCAAGAAUCAUAUCAGAACUGAUGAAGUACAUGCAAAAGACAACACACGACCUGGUGCUAACACUCCAGAAAUGUGGUCUGAAGCUAUUAAAAUUCUGAAAGGAGAAUACACCGUUCGGGCAAUCAAAGAACAUAAGAUGGACCAAGCCAUUAUUUUCUGCAGGACUAAAAUAGAUUGCGAUAAUAUGGAGCACUACUUUAUUCAACAGGGUGGAGGGCCUGAUAGGAAGGGACAUCAGUUCUCAUGUGUCUGUCUGCAUGGUGACAGAAAACCUCAAGAAAGAAAGCAAAACCUGGAAAGAUUUAAGAGAGGAGAUGUCCGUUUCUUGAUCUGCACAGAUGUUGCUGCUAGAGGAAUUGAUAUUCAUGGUGUUCCAUAUGUUAUCAAUGUCACACUCCCUGAUGAAAAACAGAACUAUGUCCAUCGAAUUGGGAGAGUGGGCAGAGCUGAGAGGAUGGGAUUGGCAAUCUCCCUUGUGGCAAAAGAGAAAGAAAAGGUUUGGUAUCAUGUAUGCAGUAGUCGUGGAAAAGGAUGUUAUAAUACUCGAUUGAAGGAAGAAGGAGGUUGUACCAUAUGGUACAAUGAGAUGCAGUUGCUGGGGGAGAUUGAAGAACACUUAAACUGCACUAUUGCCCAAGUUGAACCAGACAUAAAAGUACCAGUAGAUGAUUUUGAUGGGAAAGUUACGUAUGGGCAGAAAAGAGCUCUGGGUGGUGGACUGUAUAAAGGCCAUGUGGAUAUUCUGGCACCUACAGUACAAGAGUUGGCUGCCCUUGAAAAGGAGGCUCAGACAUCUUUCUUGCAUCUUGGCUAUCUUCCUAACCAGCUGUUCAGAACAUUCUGAUUGUGCCACACUUGAGACAAGACUUAGUUAAAUGCUCCACCCUGCAAAUACAAAAAUCACAUACUCUCUCUGAGUUGCAGUAGUUAGAAAAGGAUUAAAAUUGAAUAUACUUCUUGCGUGAUUAAAAGUGUGUUCAGCAUUGCUAACUCCCUGUUAGCUGUUGUCUUGAUAAAAUAAAACAAGUCAAAGAU
This is a messenger RNA of Balearica regulorum gibbericeps (East African grey crowned-crane), 1206 nucleotides long. The record is from RefSeq and is a predicted model, not a curated record. Lineage: Eukaryota; Metazoa; Chordata; Aves; Gruiformes; Gruidae.